GAUACAGAGAGACAAACAGACAGAGACUGAUCGACAGAGAGACAGAGUGAAAGACAGACAGACAGACAGACAGACAGACAGACAGACAGACAGACAGACAGACAGACAGACAGAUACCAUGUCUCCCUCCCAGUCCUCACUACUACUGCUGAUGCUGGUCUCCUGCUCCUGGGCCUCCCACUUCUUAGGAGGAACCACGACCUUCAACCCCAGAGGGACCAACCCAGACGGAACCUACAGGGUGGACCUUCGUUACAAGGCAGCCAUUCGCCAAUCCUACUUCAGCUUUUUCGAUGAUUUUAAUGCUAACUGGUCGUGUGCCAGUGGGGACUGUGGAAAUGAGAUCAGUCUAGUGAUUACGACAGUGGGGCUAUCUGAUAUAGCUGAGGACUGGUAUCAGACAGAAGGAGUCAUGACUAGACACGUCUCCAAUAACACACAGACUUUUGAUCUGCGAUUGAAUGGCAGAAACUGGAUGGACAAUGAUAAUUCUGUUUUAGAUUGGAGGCUGUUGACUCAUGUGGAUCUUGGGGUCAGGUCUGACACGGGGACAGUCAACCGGUCUCCACAGACCACUGUCGUACCUCUGAUGCGUGUCCCUGCUAAUUGUCAAAGAGAUUUCAACCUGUUGUCAUUUGAUCCAGAUGAGGAUAAGGUCAGAUGCAGAUAUGCAGUACCAACGGAGGAGUGUUUCACAUCAAGUGACCUUCCUAAUGACUUCACUCUACGAGAGAACUGCACCUUGUCAUUUUGGAGCAACAGUAAUACCACUGGAACAUAUGCAGUUCAGAUGGUGAUGGAGGAUUUCCCGACUCAGUCCAUCUCUCUCUCCUAUACUGACGGAUCUCAAUCUAACAGGACCUCAAAUGAUACACUCUGCAAACUGGCUGUUCAGUUUAUAGUGAGAGUGGACCCCCCGGUUCCAUCCUGUUUGGAGGGGCUGUACCUACCCAUGUUCCUGUCUCCAACACCAGCCCAGGGUGCACUGCUGUACGCCUCUGCAGACCAACCCCUGGAAAUCACUGUCAGAGCACAGGCUACCAACUCCACGGUUUCAGAGCUGUUGGUGAGUGGACCUUCCAGUAUCACAGAGAACACCAUUGUCCCAGGAGAAUACAUUCUAAGAUGGACGCCCACUGAGGAUGAGGAGGGAGGGUACUAUCCUGUGUGCUUCAUCGCUCUGGGAGUGAAGGACAGUUCCAUGUAUCACUCUGAGCUGCGCUGUGUGAUCGUCAGCGUUGGAAACACAAGCGCCAUCAUAACCACAGCGGAACCAACAACCUCCCCUCCUCUGACAAUAAACCUCACAACCACAGAGGAACCAACAAUCUCCUCUCCUCUGACAAUAAACCUCACAACCACAGAGGAACCAACAACCUCCCCUCCUCUGACAAUAAACCUCACAACCACAGAGGAACCAACAAUCUCCUCCCCUCUGACAAUAAACCUCACGACCACAGAGGAACCAACAAUCUCCUCUCCUCUGACAAUAAACCUCACGACCACAGAGGAACCAACAACCUCCUCUCCUCUGACAAUAAACCUCACCACCACAGAGGAACCAACAAUCUCCUCUCCUCUGACAAUAAACCUCACAACCUCACAGAUUGCACCUGCACUUCUAACUACCACCCAAACAACUACUGAACUCACAACCACAAAUGUCAGUACAUACGGACCCACAACUACCACAACUACCACAGUGACCACAACUACCACAGCGACCACAACUACCACAGCAUCCCCACCUUUAAGUACAAACCCAACCAUCGAUCUCACAACCCAUAUUGUGGACAGUACCACAAAGAGCAGUGGGCCUAGAUACGUUGUCGUGCUGAGGAUAAAACUGUCCUCUCUGACCCCACUAACAGAUGAUUACAUCAGAAACGUGGUGUUACAGCAGCUCCGUGAGGAACUGAUCAGCCGAGGGCUGCCAGGAGACUUCACGCUACGCCUGAGAGCCACUCAUGACAUCAGCUGAGGAAGGACCAGGAAUUCAGAUCAACUUUCUUCACUUCCUACUCGUCUUUUCUUCCUGGCUCUGAUUCUGCAGAAAGUUAUUUUGAAGAAGAAGUGGUUCCUUAUAAUGACAGAAUAUGGUUGAUUUGUACUCAUCUCUCGUGGACAGACGCACGUAACAUAAAUUAUGAUUUUUGUUCUGGGUUUAGAUUAGUUGAAUGAACUGACGCUACGUCUUACUGGAUGUUAGUUGAAUGACUAAAAUGUAAAUGAUUUAUGUCUACAAGAAGAAAUAGAACAUAUAUGUGUUUGGUAAUGUACAGAGGUAAACUGAGGUUCUUUCCUGUUUGGUAAUGUACAGAGGUAAACUGAGGUUCUUUCCUGUUUGGUAAUGUACAGAGGUAGACUGAGGUUCUUUCCUGUUUGGUAAUGUACAGAGGUAAACUGAGGUUCUUUCCUGUUUGGUAAUGUACAGAGGUAGACUGAGGUUCUUUCCUGUUUGGUAAUGUACAGAGGUAGACUGAGGUUAUUUCCUGUUUGGUAAUGUACAGAGGUAAACUGAGUUUAUUUCCUGUUUGGUAAUGUACAGAGGUAGACUGAGGUUAUUUCCUGUUUGGUAAUGUACAGAGGUAAACUGAGGUUAUUUCCUGUUUGGUAAUGUACAGAGGUAGACUGAGGUUAUUUCCUGUUUGGUAAUGUACAGAGGUAGACUGAGGUUCUUUCCUGUUUGGUAAUGUUCUGAGGUAGACUGAGGUUAUUUCCUGUUUGGUAAUGUACAGAGGUAGACUGAGGUUCUGUCCUGUUUGGUAAUGCACUGAGGUAGACUGAGGUUCUUACCUGUGUAAAGAAUUGUUGGUUGAGGCUCAGGUUUCUGUGACAUUUUAGUGACAGAGGACACAGGUAGGGAGGACCCACUUGUAUACACCCACACACACACUCAGGAAGAAGUUUCACUUUCACUCACAAAUGGAGCAUAAAGAAGAAUGAACACUGAGGGGGAAUUGACAUUGACUAAAUAGAAGAAGAAAUUAAUUGACAUUGACCCAAGAGAAGAAGAAAUGAAUUGCGACUGGAAUUUAUUGAAACACUAAUUAAAGGUUAAAUAUAUGAAAUGUUAAAGGUUGAAAACAUUGGGAGAUAAACAUUGGGAGAUAAACAUUGAGAGAUAAACAUUGGGAGAUAAACAUUGGGAGAUAAACAUUGGGAGAUAAACAUUGAGAGAUAAACAUUGAGAGAUAAACAUUGGGAGAUAAACAUUGGGAGAUAAACAUUGGGAGAUAAACAUUGGGAGAUAAACAUUGGGAGAUAAACAUUGGGAGAUAAACAUUGGGAGAUAAACAUUGGGAGAUAAACAUUGGGAGAUAAACAUUGGGAGAUAAACAUUGGGAGAUAAACAUUGGGAGAUAAACAUUGAGAGAUAAACAUUGGUAGAUAUUAAAGGGGUCUUAAAAUAAUGCAGUUAAAGGUUAGGAGUUUUAUAAUGUUGUUUUCUUUAAGGUGUGAAUCAUAUAGACUGUGUUUGAUUAGGCUCAGAGGACAAGGCCUUAGGAGGUUGAUAAUGAGACGUUAUAAUGGUAAAAUGUUAUAAUGCUGAUAUGUUUAAAAUAUUGAAGGAUUAAGAUAUAACUGGAGUAAUAAAUUAGGUUGUGGUAAGAUAAGAAUUGAGUAAACGUAGGAGGGUGAAGGGAUUAGGAAAGGUUCAUGUUUGAAAAAUGUUUUAAGAAGUUGAUGUUAAUGAAGUAUAUUAAUGGUGCUAGCUUGAUCUGGAAAACACUUAAGGUUCCCUCAUUGAUAGAAGUGUUCUAGUACAUUCUAGGAGGAACCCUUAAGGUUAUCUCAUUGAUAAAAGUGUUCUAGUACAUUCUAGGAGGAACCCUUAAGGUUCCCUCAUUGAUAGAAGUGUUCUAGUAGCUGUUAGUUUUUUAGACACCAACUGAGGGACGGAUUAUCCUGAGGGGGGAGACAAAAAGCUUUUUAUAAGUUGUAGAAGGUAAGAACCCGUUUUUCUUGUUAUUAAAUACUGUGCUUCUCAUGAAAUUGUAAUAGACAAUGAAGGGUUUAGUUAAGGGUUUAGUUAAGGGUUUAGCUAACAGCGCUGAAGACAUCUCUGAAUUUAAUCCAAGGUAUGUUUUUGCUUAUCAUCGAUUGGUGAUAUUGAUUUGUGAUUGAUUGAUCUGGGAUUUUUUUAUGCCUUUUUCUGGAAAUUUGAAUAAACUUGCUUCAUUGUUCUGAAA
Salvelinus fontinalis (brook trout) is the source of this 4193-nucleotide messenger RNA. RefSeq names its product mucin-2-like. NCBI's taxonomy places the organism in Eukaryota, Metazoa, Chordata, Actinopteri, Salmoniformes, Salmonidae. The transcript has 11 exons. The coding region runs from base 119 to 1981 and encodes 620 amino acids. The record is from RefSeq and is a predicted model, not a curated record.